AACAAUGCUGAGAGAGACUAUAAUUAAUAUCCCGGACUGGUUAACUGAUGAAAAUGUGACUGCAUAUUUUCUAGGGAGUCAGAGUGAAGGUACAACUACUGUAGGUCUUGACUCAGACAUUGAUGUGCUAGUCUGUAUGUAUGAUUGCAAUAUUAUACAAGACAUGUCAGAAUGGAAACAUUGCAAGGUAAACUACCUCAUGAUACAGGAUGAGAACACUACACCUGGUUAUUGUUUCUUACAACUGCUCCGACAUGAUGCACCUCUACCUGUCACUGCCAGUCCUAAUGAAAACUAUAUAACUGAUAGAAGUGGAAGAAUAUUGUAUAAAAACACAGUAAUACAUGGUUUACUUGAAUGUGCUGUAGGUCAUGGGCCAUCACUUGCUAUACAAGGACAACCUGGAAUCUGUGAUAGAGACACAGUUUUAGCUUUUCCAUGUAGAUCAUGGCCUCAAUCAGCAUCAAGUUGGUUAGAUAGACAGGGUAUUGACAGAUGGCCAACACAAGAAAUGAGAAGAUAUUUAGGCAGCACUGUGUGUUUUGUUGUUCCAACCGGAAGUAAGGUCAGUGCAUAUCAUGAACUGGAAUGGAGAAUAUCUACAUCAUUGGCAGAAAGGUGUUUAAUACUCAACCUUAAUGUAACACAAAUAAGAUGCUAUGUGCUGUUGAAAAUGAUUCUUAAAUUCUUUCUUAAUCCUCAGGAAGAAAUCAAUAUGUCAAGUUUCAUGUGUAAAACAAUUCUGUUACAUUGUAUAGAAAACACAGAGUCAAGUAUAUGGAAAGAGAACAAUUUAUAUGCAUGUUUAACAUAUUGCUUAGUGGAAUUAAACAGCUGUGUACAUAAUGGUCGUUGUUCACAUUUCAUAAUUCAAGAAAACAAUUUGAUGGCGGGGCAAUUUACAACUGAGACAAAACAUGAACUUUCAAAAAAUAUAAAUGAAUUUAUUCGGAAUGAUAGACAAAGUCUAGUUAGAAUUGGUAUUGAUGAUCUUGGUCAUAGACUGCAAGUUAAACUGAACAGGGUUCCACAUGCAGUUCACUAUUUUCAAUCUUCUACUGAAAUAUAUAAACAUUGUUUGACCAUAGACUUUUUUAACACAGCUUACAGUGUAAGUAAAAGUCAUAAGGAAGUUUUGGAACAUUUACUCAAUAAAAGCAUUAGAGCAAUGACGCAAUCCGUUGGUAAAUUAAUGACCGUCAGAGGUAAUGGUAAUAGAUUAGAUCAUGCUGCAUGCAAGUUUGUAGCACCUUUUCUUUUUACCACGUAUGGGUCUGUCCUGGCAUCACGUAAUAUUGGUGAAUAUAAUCAAGUGUCACCUCAAGCAUUGGUUUGGUUAUCAGCUGGUAUAAACUCAGAUAUCUCAUCAGGCAGACUUAAAUUGGCUUCAGUGCUUUACAGUACAGGAGAUAUGGAGAAAGCUGAACUUAUUUUGAGACACACUGAACAAAAAUAUUUCACUUAUCCGGUUUUCCCUAUCUGUGGCUGCUGGACGAAGAUUCCACAAGCAGUAACAGCAGAAUUCACGAGGUUAUGUAGUGAGCAAAACGAGGACUGUAUCAAACAUAAAACAGCAUAUUGUGUCAGAUUUAUACGGGAAGAGAUCAACUGUGUUCCUCAUGAACUACGAUAUGAGAUGUUCAGAUCUUCACAAGAUGACAGGAUACACAGAGAUCAGUAUAAAGACUAUUGGAUGGACUGGGCUGUAGUUGAUUCUCUACCUUUCCUAUACUUCCUACAAUAUAAGAUCUACCGUCAUCUACAAAGGCGCCAGGAUCAACUACAAGCACUAAGUAAACUUAUAAGAACCAUAGAAAUAGAUAAAAACCUUGGACAUAGAGAAACUGCUCUUAACAUUUUAGGGCAAUGCAUGGAACAAGAAAACAGGCCUCAACAGGCAUUAAAAUGCUACAUGCUUUCUCUUCAACAAAGACCAAGAAACAAUGCCGCAAAUAUCCAUAUAUGCAUGCUUCUUGAUUGAAUAUUGGCUGACCUAGGAAUUGUGGAUUAAAUACAGAAAGGAUUAAGACUGAAAAUGUCAAUAAUCAUAACUGCUUGUGUGUAUAAAAUUUUCAAAUGUUAGAAUAUACGCUUUUUCAUUCUUCUGUUUGAUACAUUUAAAGUCUAGAUAGCAUUGAUUUAAAAGACCUUUUCCGGAGUUUUCAUAUACACAGGCAAAAAAAUAAAACUGCUUUAAUAUUAUAAUUUCUUAAAACUUUGCGUUACACAGAAACAUUUUCAGCGGAACAAAUUUGGGUUAACCGUCCUCGAAUUUGAGUUAUCUGCUCCUUAUUUUUUCCUUUAUAAAAGGGCAAUGAAGGUAAACAAUACCUUUAUUUUUCUUAUUUUCAGCUUACUUCGGUUUAAGUCAUUGUGCAAAUUUUCAAAAGUGA
Molecule: messenger RNA, 2393 nt
Organism: Ruditapes philippinarum (Manila clam)
Lineage: Eukaryota; Metazoa; Mollusca; Bivalvia; Venerida; Veneridae
Exons: 1
Coding region: 5-1981 (658 amino acids)
Molecular function (GO): protein binding
Source: RefSeq, a predicted model, not a curated record